GUGAAGAAAUAAUGGAAAAUCGCGAUUACAUGUGGAAAAUUGAAGAAAAAUCACGAUAAACAGUGGUAAUUGUGAAUUUAUUUCCGUAACAUUCCAUCAAAUCAACUGACAGACAAAAAGUAUUUUCGUUCUCAAUCCGCAAGAGGGCGAGUAAGCAAAAAACCGAAAUAAUUUCCACAAGAGGGACAAUUUGAUAGAAAACAUAGCCUCCAAAAUUGAGAAUAAAUUUUUUGGCUUGAUAAUUUGGAAAAAAAAUCACUUCUUUUGGAUUUUUGGGCCAUUGUUGCAGUGUAAAAGAUUCAUUUGAUCCUCUGUGGAUUAUUGCAGUUUGUUUUAAGAAUGGUGUGUUGUGGAAAAAAGGGACAAAAAUAGAAAAAGAGCGCGUUUAUUGCGUCUUGUAGGAAAGUUUUGCUUGAGGUGAAAAUUGAAUGGGCGAAUUUUCAUUUGGGCGCACAGUAGCAACGUAGUGGGUGUGAUAAUGAAUUUUCGACCACCAUGGAAGCACCAGGAGGAGCAGAAUAGUAACUGGGUGCGCCAGGGUGGUUUUAGGAACAAUAAAUUCCAGCGGAGGCAGGGAAUUGGGUCAAAUGAUUCACGAGAUCAUGACAGGAGGAACAGUCCCUGGGUGAUGGGGGGCCGUCCCAAUAACUUACCUAAGCCACCUGAGGGCAAUCGAAUCCCCUCACUGUUGGAUUUGCCACCAGCAGGGGGAAUUUGGGAACAACCACCACCGGUCUUCGAUGGGAAUCCACACAAGCAGAAUAGGCCAUUCAACACACAAGAGGCUCCGAUUGCACCACUACCCGUGCCUCCACCAGCUCUAGCAGCUCCAGCUCUGGCUCCGCCUCCGCCAAUGCCUCUCUCGCUUCUACUCCAGAGCGAAAUUUGGGACAUAAAUAACGGGAAAACUCGUGGGGACACCAGACCAAACCCUUCUCCGGUUUCUGUUGCUAAACCUACAGUUAAUAUUCAGCCAGUGGAGACAAAUGUACGCCAAGACACAGAAUCUCGUAAAUCAGAAGAAGUAGAGAAGAAACCUCAAACAGAUGAUCUUCUGGAUUCUCUCAAUAAAUACAAUGAAGAGUUCCAACUAUCAAAAUACACCAAUCCUCCGCGUCCUGAAGAAGGAUGCGCAGAGAAUGUAGGAUCGCAGAUUCCAACUAUUAUUGCUGGAACGCCAAUUCCAACUGCAAAUGUGACACCGCAGAUUACAACACCGAAUGCAAUACCACAGACUCCAACUCCAAGUGUAUCAACACCGAAUUCAACUCCACGUGAGACCAGCAAUACCGAUAGUGUCACCCAGAAGCUCUUAAAUCGCUUAACCCUCAUGGAUAAGCACAACAUUAAGCAGGUGAUAAAUGAUCCGGAACCAAAAUAUGAGUCUGCACUGAAGAAGCGUGCCAAUCAACUUAUCAGAGCCAAUGUGAGGCAAAAGUUGCGGCAUUUUAGCAUUGAGGAGCCCGCAGAGGCAGAUGGUGAGCAGCGUGGCAUUGAGCCAGAUGUAUUUGUGGACUCGGACAAGGUGCCAGAGGUGGUGUUCAAUGAAAUUAAAAAUGUUCUGGGACUUGAGGCACCUGGGGAGUCACUGGAGAACUCAAUUGAGCCAGAUGGUAUGUUUAUUGAGUUUGACAAUGCCAUUGAGGCGACUAUUCCACUGGAAACAUUCAGUGGUGCCCCAAAUCAGGAUACCAUUCAAACAGAGGAUUACAACAUGGAUGAGCAAACGAUCAAGGAGAACGUUACACUGAGUCGCGUUAAUAGGGAGUCUACAGAAAUGCUUGGAGAUGCAAAUACCUUGGAUAGUGUGAUGAAUGAAGCAGUGGACACGAAUGCCCUGAGUCCGAUGAUGGCACAGAAUGAGGAUGAUAACAAUAUUCGGGUUUUUGCGGACAAUGGAAUUGCAAUUCUCUCCACAAAUGAUGAUUUUAUAGAGGAUGGAAGGAAGUCCCAAAUAAGCGUCAAUUCUGUGCCUUCCAAUAACACUAAUGAGUCGCUUUCAAAGGAUAUGCCCAACUACAGAAUUCCUAAGCGAAGGGGACCCUCUGAUAGAUUCCCUCCUGCUCGACAUGAUGAUAGAUAUUCUUCUGCUGGUAGAAGACCCUAUGAUGCUGACCGAUCACGCAGGCACGAUGUCUACCCCAGAGAUUCUCGGGACUCUCGUGACAAUAGUCGUGACAGACGAAGCCGCGAGAGAGAUAGAGGUAGAAGGACUCCCGAUAGAAAUCUCAGAAGAUCAGCGGAAAGAGACCGAAGGCCGCCUGAAGCAGAAAAGAGAUUCUCAGAGGCCGAGAGGAGACAAGAGGACGAUGACAGAAGCACCCCGGAGUGGGAUAGGGAAACAUCAGAGAUGGAUAGAAAACCACCUGAGUUGGAUAGAAGAUCAUCCGAGUUGGAUAGGAGGCCGCCGGAUUUAGAUAGAAGAUCAUCCGAAUUGGAUAGGAGACCAUCCGAUUUGGAUAGAAGAUCAUCCGAGUUGGAUAGGAGGCCGCCGGAUUUAGAUAGAAGAUCAUCCGAAUUGGAUAGGAGACCAUCCGAUUUGGAUAGAAGAUCAUCAGAGUUGGAUAGAAGAUCAUCGGAGUUGGACAGAAGAUCAGCAGACUUUGAUAGAAGACCGUCAGAACGGGAUAGAAGGCCAUUGGAAGUCGACAGAAGACAACCGGAGGGAGAUAGACGACCACAUGAUAUGAAUAGAAGGCCUCCAAGAGGAAGACAGCCAUUUGCAAGAAAUACUCCGGAUGACAUGCGUAAGAGACCCAAUGCGGAUCAGGAUGAUUCUGUAUCGUCGAAAAAGAAAAAGUUCGACAGGAGAGAUAGAGGAGAUGGCCCUGGGCAGCGUAUUUGGUUGUCUCCGGGAGAGAAAAAGUGCCUCCCCCAAUCGGAACCAAAUGAUACACUUUUUGGGCCAAAGUACAAAAGCAAAUCUGUUCAGACGAUGUAUCAGCCGUCAUCGCCCACAAAGAGCCUUGCUGAGCGGGAGCUGAAGAUAUUCCAUGAAAUGAAGCAGAUUGACACGCAAUUGAUGGAGAUGCAGCGUAAAAAGAUUGAAAUUGAUCAGCAUAUUCAGAAAUUGCAAACUGAACUCAUGAGUAUUGAGAUGCAAUCGAUGAAGUUGCAAAAUACGCGAUUUGAUCUGCUCAAUAAGAUCCUCACGAUUCCUGUGGCACAUGAGGAUUCUCUCAUUGAGUCAGACUUUGAAGUAUCUCCGGUGAAAAAUCGUGAUAGAAAUGUGAGCACAUCAAAUGACCAAGAACCGGCUAAGAAACCUCAAGCGGAACAUCCUACACCCAAUCCGGAGGCACUUAAAUCAUUCAAAAUCCCAAAAUUGGCUAAUUCUUCACCAUACGGAUCACACCAUACUCAAGCGGAAGCUGCUGCAAUAAAGAAGAAAAAGAAGCCAACGCCAAAACCACCGCGAAAACCUUCGGUGAGUGUGGCCAAUGUGGUUGAGAAUCAAGUUAAGGAGACUUCAAAGAUUGAGCCUGCAAAGGUUGAGCCCGCCAAAGCAGAGCCUCCAAAGAGUGAGAUCCCAAAAACCCAUCCACUUGCACCGAAAAGGGAAAAAGAAAAGGACAAAGAGAAGGAAAAGGAAAAAGAGAAGGAGAAGGAAAAGGAUAAGGAGAAAGAAAAGGAUAAGGAGAAAGAAAGGGAGAGAGAUCAUAAUAAGGAUAAAGAGAAGGAAAAGCAUCAUAGAGAUCGCGACAAGGAACGGGAAAAGAAUUCAUCAAAAGAUAAGAAACACAGCAAAGGGAUAAAAGUCAAAACUGAGUCAGCAAUGAAGAAAAAAUCUCCAGCACCGACAGUUGCAAAAAUUCACGAAGAACCUCCUAAAGUUGCAACGCCUGAACCUACUCCGCCUACGGAUUGGAGUAAAAUCCUCAAAGAUUGUUCUGUGGGUGUUGAGAGGUACACAAAGGACAAGAUUGACGAAAUUAUAAAUCGUUAUGCUAAAAUAACACCCAAGGAGAAGGAUGGUGGUGGUACCAAAGAAGAGGAAGAAAAGCCUCCUAAAAUUUCCCCCACAGAAGCCCCAAUAAUUGCAGAGAGCACGAAAUGUGAUGAAAGGAAGACUCAAAAGGAAUUGCUUGAGCCAGAGAAACCUCUUCCCGAUCCCAAGGAGGAAAUUUUGCCAACAGAAUGGGCAAAUUCCAUGAAAAGCUCUACAAAAUUCCCAGUGAAUCGCAUGAAAGUCACUGAGGGAUGUGUGUUUGCCUCAGUUGCGGAUGAUGUGUGUCUGUAUCGCUUCUCAUGGGCUUCAGGAGAUGGUUUUCGAAGCAUUCAACUGCAUUCGAAGCCCAUUACUUCCUUUGUAUGUCACAGAAAUGGGCAUAUCUACACCAUUUCAGCUGAUGGAUAUGUGCGCAAGGUGAACUGCCAGGAAUUUAGUGGGUCAGUGAGUGAAUUUGAUUGUGGAGGGCCAUUGGAGAUCAUUGUGAAGGCACCCUGGGGACAGCUGUAUGUUGUUAAGGAAAACAACAAAAUCAUUGCCUUUGAUGCUAAGGAUCUGGCUGAGAAUAAGGAGUUGAAUUGCGAAACUGGAAAUAAAAUUCUCGGAAUAGUAGCAAGUGAAGUCGAUAGUCAGAAAGUUAUCUCCGUAGCAAGUCAGGGGAAUGAAUUCUCAAUCAGGAAUGCCGAUUCUGGGGAAUUAAUAAAAAGAUUCCAUCUUCAAUGGAACAUUGACUUUUUCACGGGACACAGUCACAUGCUGCACUGCGGAAUUGAUGGGAAGGAUCUAAUUCACUACAAAAUCAUGACUGGAGAAGAGAUUGCACGGUGCAAUAUUGGGCAGAAAAUAACUCACGUGAAGCAUCUCACAGAUAUGAUUUUCAUUCUUUCCGCAAAUGGAACAAUUUACGUUUGGAAUUGUGUGGAAAAUCAAUUUAUUGGCAUAGUCAAGGGACCAGAAGGGGGCGACAUCAAGGGUUUCGAUGUGGAGAACAAAAAGAUUUUCAUCAUCACUUCACAAAAUGUAUUCUGGUCGUGUGAACUUCCCGGGAGAUUGAUCACUGAAUCAACGUGUAAAUUAAAUCCUGAAUCAACAGAUGAUAGUUCUAAAAACAAAUCAGAGUAGAAAUAAUAGAGCAAGACAAAUUAUUAUUAUUAUUGAAGUCAUUGAAAUGCGUGUAUGCCCACAAGAGAUAUAAGAUUUAUUAAUUGACAAACAUAAUGUGUUUUUAUCUUUCAGAAACACAGAGAGUAUGAGAGAGCAUUUUAAAUUAUGUAUUUCCGAGAAAUGAAAUGAGAAAAAUUUACUAAAUUUGGAAUAAAAAGCAAAAUUUAGUUUUAAAA
Lutzomyia longipalpis is the source of this 5289-nucleotide messenger RNA. RefSeq lists its product as uncharacterized. Lineage: Eukaryota; Metazoa; Arthropoda; Insecta; Diptera; Psychodidae. The transcript has 7 exons. The record is from RefSeq and is a predicted model, not a curated record. Gene Ontology annotation, molecular function: protein binding. The coding region runs from base 479 to 5071 and encodes 1530 amino acids.